Messenger RNA from Sphaeroforma arctica JP610, 540 nucleotides. RefSeq lists its product as hypothetical. The record is from RefSeq and is a predicted model, not a curated record. Bases 1 to 540 code for a protein of 179 amino acids. Gene Ontology annotation, cellular component: outer membrane. The transcript has a single exon. NCBI's taxonomy places the organism in Eukaryota, Ichthyosporea, Ichthyophonida.
AUGUCUUGGAAAGUGGGCACGACCAAUGUGCGUCUCGAUCGCUUAGCGGGCGAUACUAACCAGGUCCAUUAUGGCGUGGCCGUGGGAAACCGUGCUGGUGAGACAAACCAGGGCGAGGGGACAGUAUCAUUAGGGAAGAAAGCGGGGCAGGUGAGCCAGGGCGUUGGUUCAGUAGCCAUUGGAAGCGAGGCAGGUCAAACAGGACAGGGUGUGACUUCAGUCGCCAUUGGUGUAAGCGCAGGCCAAAUGGACCAGGGUGCCAAUGCAGUGGCUAUCGGCAGAGAUGCAGAGCAAACGCGGCAGAGUAUGUAUUGUGUGGCUAUGGGGACCAAUGCAGCAGUUGAAAACCAGGGUGAAAAUUCGGUGGCCAUAGGUAGAGGUGUAGGCCAAACGGACCAGGGUAGUAAAUCGGUAGCCAUCGGCAGAGAAUCGGGAAAUACAGGUCAGACAACCCAAUCGGUGGCUAUUGGCAUGCAAUCGGGGCAUACAGAUCAGGCUACCCGAUCGGUUGCCGUGGGAUAUUAUGCCGGACGUUUUUAA